This is a messenger RNA of Acanthopagrus latus (yellowfin seabream), 4783 nucleotides long. RefSeq names its product pyroglutamyl-peptidase 1-like. NCBI's taxonomy places the organism in Eukaryota, Metazoa, Chordata, Actinopteri, Spariformes, Sparidae. Gene Ontology annotation, molecular function: pyroglutamyl-peptidase activity. Gene Ontology annotation, cellular component: cytosol. Bases 1126 to 1767 code for a protein of 213 amino acids. The transcript has 6 exons. The record is from RefSeq and is a predicted model, not a curated record. Gene Ontology annotation, biological process: proteolysis.
GAAAUAUCAACAUCCUGAUCAGCAGCGAUAACCAAAGAUGUAAACUAGAGACUGAAGCUCGGUGCUGAAAAUGUGUCGUGCAGAAAAUAACUGGCGUCAUCAUGUUAAUGUGGGCUAGAAAAUAAAGAGACAAUGGGUCUGAAUAUUUGUCUUGUGUAGCUGCAGCUAUUAUGGAUGUGUUAUAAUAGUAAAUUUAAUGUUUACAUCAAUAGUUAUUAUUUGCGGACAUGUUUUGUCUUGAUUUUCUCUGACCAAGCUGACAUCAGAAAUGUAUCGUGGGACGCACAAUAUGGAUUUUUUUUUUCAGCCAAUACAAUAGCAGAUGAUUACUUGACUCUCAUGGCUGAUACUGAUGAAAUAACCAAUAAAAGAAACUGACAUUUAAUUCUUUUUCAUGCACACCUGAGUGGAGGAAAUGCAAGGAUGCAGCAAGCAAUCUGUCUUAUAUACCGUACAUCCCUCCUAGCCUGUAAAACAUUUACUUAUCACCUAGUAAGAUGUAAGAUAAGAUGUUCCUUUAUUGAUUCCCCUCAGGAGAAAUUCACAGCUAACACAUACAGAGGGAAAUAAGUAGAAGCACAAGAGUAAGUCUCAAAAAAUACAGAUAUUAAUAAAGAGAUAUUUGAAUAAUAAAACAACAAUUGGAAUAGAAAAUGUAAUAAAAUAUAAUAAAUGUACCUGUGCAAUGUGCAGGGUGCCAGGGAUAAUAAAUAACAACAGAACAAAAAAAAAGGCUUCAAAGUACUCUGCAGGACAAUGACCAAAGAAGAAGAAAUGAAGGACCUCGAAACAGAAAACUCAAUUUCAUUACAUUGUAAUUUAUUAUUUAAAAUGUAAAAAAUCCAGACGCGCAUCAGGCUGCUGAACGACCAACUUCAUUAAAGUAUUUAAAAGUACGCAAGCCAGAUUAUGUGUAGGACAGACUUCAUCAAAAACAGAAGUUCAGCCUCUUUAUCAGGCAUAUUAAACUCAUUUACUUGGAUGUCAGAACUUACCGGAGGCCCCUGAAUGCAUCACUCCCACACGGGCUCCUGAUCAUGAUCAGCCGGGGAACAGCUCCCUCCAGCGGGCCAACACUGCGCUGCCGGAGCUAAAAUAAACUUUUGUGUUUUUCAGUGACAUGAAAUGAAACUCUCUCCUCUCACUGACUGUGAGACCGACUGCGCCAUGAAUGGAGGAGAAACCGUGCUCGUCACAGGUUUUGGACCUUUCAGACAGUUCCUGGUGAACCCCAGCUGGACAGCAGCUCAGGGACUGAAGUUGGUCGGUUUGGGAGACAUGAUUGAUGUUUACAUCCAGGAGUUACCUGUGAGUUAUGUGAAGACUCAGAGAAUCAUUGCUGGGGUUUGGAAAACUCUUCAACCAAAGUUUGCUGUACACCUCGGUGUAGCCCGAGGCUCCAGUGUGGUCGUUCUCGAGCAAACAGGGAAGAACAGCGGCUACAGAGACAGAGACGUGUGCGGCUUCUGUCCUGAGAGUCACUGCUGUGUGGAGGGAGGACCAGAGAAACUGGACUCGGUCAUCAACAUGAGGGUCGUCUCCAAAGAGUUCAGACAAGCAGGGGAGGAUGUGGUUUACUCCAGAGACGCCGGCAGGUACCUGUGUGAGUUUGCGUACUACUGCUCGCUGUAUCACGGUGAGAGGAGGGCGGCCCUCGUCCACGUGCCUUCAUGUGGCAGCCUGAGCUCGGCCGACAGACUGGUGCCUCUGCUGCAGAGCCUCAUUCAGACCAUGCUGGAGCAGCUGGAGGGACCCUGUGUGAGGUAGAUCAUCAGUCUACAACAGACCUCUGCAGCUGGGUGCCAGCUCCUCUCUUGCACAGAGGAAUUAUGGGUAGAGCCUUCCUAAGCACGCGUCUCCCUUCACCCUCUGAAGCGGCUCUGGCUUGUUUUUCAGCAGUGCGGCAAGUGUCUUAAAAGUUGAUGUUCGGAUGUCCAAACCCUCCCCCCAGGCAGCGAAGACCUCCCAUGGACAGACACGUAAUGGCUGGAGGUGGACCGUUGCUCUACUGUAACCUGUCGACUCAAAAACUCCUCUCCCCCCCACCACCAUCUGUUGCUGCGCACGAGGCUUGUUGAUGCAAAUUUAGAAAACAAACACGGCAGUAAAUCUGGACUUCUUGUCAGCGUCCUCAGUCACGGCGCACGCAGACACAUGCUAUUGACAUCAGGCUAAAUUGAGUCAUAUUUGACCUGUCAUCGGUGACGUUAGCGGCAUGCCACGUUCUUCAAGUUGGCAUGAAAAGAGGCUCCUAAAGGUCAAACAACAACCUCUCCCUCUCUUCUUAUUAGUUAUUUUCCACCAUUUGUUUUUUUGUGUGGAAUGUGGCUGUUUUUCCUGCUCCCCACUUGUGUUCGUUUACUUGUUCAUGCACAUUUUGGCAGAUUGAAUUCCGUUCUGAUAAAUCAAACGUGUUGUAUAAAUAAGGCUUCGCUGGCUGAGUCAGGGUGACGCCUCUGUUCUUUGCUCUCUGACACUUCUUGUUCUGUUUAGCUUAGUAUGUUUAUCCGUACAGUUGUAUCUUAAUCAUAUUUGAGUGUAGCAUGAGCUAAUCAAAUCCUGUGUGUGGUAUUCUGAAAGUGACAAAGUGAGUGUUCCAAGCAAAUAUCUGGUCUGACGGUGUUAAAGCUGUGCUCUCCGGGGACGUGCCAAUUGUAAAACUCCGGCUCGACACCGAUGUUUCUGUGCCGUUUGUGUUUAUGUUGUUUUUGAUGCUAUUCAUUUGUUCUUUAGUUUUUUAGUCUUUAGGGAAACAAAGAAAUCUGCACUCCAUAAAGUAACCUCAUCUGCUCGUCAGCCUUUUAUUACGCUGUCUUCGACAGAGCACAAAUUAGAUCAUACAAACAAAUGUUUUUGUUCACAUUAUGUAACUUUUUUUUUUUUACCUUAAAAUAACAUCUUCAAAAUCACUGUGAUGGUACAGUGUCUAGUAACAGGAUGAAUUGUGCCACUCUGCCCUACUGUUGCUUGUUUGUGCUCUAAGUAACCUCAGUGAGAAGGUCGGAUCACAGCGUUACAUCCAUGUUUACUUCCACAUACAAGUUUUCAACACAUAACAUUGUUAUGAUGUAAUGAGUUUUGUUUGUAGUUUAGGUCUGACUUAUUGUUACAGACCUGGGAUUUUUCUAUUUAUGACAAUCGUGUUUGCACUCAGGCAACUGUAGGGGGCGCCACAUUGCUAAAAAUGCCAAUUUCCACAUAAUGUUGCUUUAAAUAUACUUAAAAAAAACUGAAGGGAUCCCAAAAUUGUUGCGACAAAACAUAAAAACAUCGGCCACUUUCCUUCUUUGAAUAUCAGCCUCGUCUCCAUCGCCCGAUACAGAUGUUACGAUCGUUGCAUCCCUGAUGCUUCCAUGAUGAAAGGCCUUCCCAGAAAUAAUCUCACCCCAUUAAAAAAGAUGAACUAAAAAGUCCAUGAAACAAUCAGAUAAAAUAAAAAACAGACACGUUUUCUGCCCAAGUGAGAGUGCAGAGCAGCCUCCAAACACCGACGGUAAACGUUUAAUGAACCUCUGCAGCGCUCUCUCGCAACAGGCCAGCAGAACUUCACACAUGCAACAUCCUCGGCGUGAUGAAACCUUGAUGUAUAAUAGCACUAAAAGAGAUACUGCACACUCCACAAUAAAUCAUGAUGUUUAAUAUGAUCGCAGAGUCUGCCUUUCAUUUUCGCCCAACCUUUGCAGCAGAGAGAGAGCAGGAGAGCAAGAAUGCACUUUUGUCUUAAAAGGAAACUGGAGACAGAACCACGGGAAACCCAAUCAGUGACCCAGAGCUACCUGACCAUGGGAAAGAAGACAGCACAAGGAGGAGACAUUGAAAGCUCUCCAAAUAUGACUCAUCCCUUUUGUCUUUUAUCCUGCCUGCUCUCUCGUCUCGUAUCGCUCUGUUGGGUCUUUGUGCGGACGUCUGGCUUUACUGGACUUCGACACUCUUCUGGAAAUCUCAGUUAAGUCACUGCAGCACAGGCGACCAGCAGUGGCAGCCUUGACUUUCGGGAGGCUAAUCCCCCCCCCCACCACCACCACCACCACUAGCAGCACCACCACUAGCAGCACCACCUCUGUAACACAAUCCACACACUCCUGUAAUCAGGACAAAACAGUCAGGCUGCCAUAGAAACCAGAGGUCUGUGUCUGCACAACACUCGGCCCUCUUCUUUUUUCUGCUCGCACUCUUUUUCUAAGGUGAGGUCAGCCGUGGAGAGUGGGAGGGGAGAGGGAGCAGAAUGCCUUCUCAUUGAGGUCAGAGAGGGGGGGGGGGGGCAUGCAUAUAUGCAGCGUUGCACGCCGACAAGCAGCAGGCUGUGCUGCGUUUUCUCUCCGCCAACAGCCAGGGUGAUUCAUUAUCAAAUUAGAAAUGAAUUUAUGAAGGUUGUCUCUCCAGCUCCCUUUUUGCUGACGGUCAGACGCCGUCCCCCUCCUCUUGCGCCUUUCCCCGACGGCAGGAAUGAGGGGCAUCUUUCACACACGGGCCGUGGCAUCCCUUCUAUGGGCCGAGGCUGACGGGUGAGGAGGCUUCGCGCUGCCAGCUGACCGCCGGGGGCCAUGCCGUCAACGGGCCACAUUUAACCCGUGACGUUAAUGUCAGGCCUCAUCUUGGCUCUACCUUAGCGUACACACCACAUGAUAUCCUACACACUUAGACACACAACUUAAAAUAGACGCCGGGUAAAAUAUUAAUGGGACAGAAGGCGGGUGAAGGCGGUGGCAGCAGAGGAUGAAACAGUGCAUCCUUGGAGAGAACAUACACCUGGAAGCUCUCAAAGGGUGAUCAUAUGGAGUGA